UCUUUCGGAAAAAUUAAAGAUGUCGAACAUUAAGAGGAAGAAGACCAGAAAGUUGCGUGGUCAUGUGAGCCAUGGUCAUGGUCGUAUUGGCAAGCACCGUAAGCACCCUGGUGGUCGCGGUAAUGCCGGUGGCAUGCAUCAUCACCGCAUCAACUUCGACAAAUACCAUCCAGGUUACUUCGGUAAAGUUGGUAUGAGGAAUUUCCACUUGCGUCGCCAACACAAAUUCUGCCCCACCAUUAAUUUGGAUAAAUUGUGGUCUUUGGUCGGCGUAGACAAGGUUGCUGAAUUGGAGAAGGAGAAGACUCCUAAGGCCCCCGUUAUUGACUUGGUUAAGUUUGGUUACUACAAGUUGUUGGGCCGUGGCCACUUCCCCAAUCUUCCCGUAAUUGUUAAGGCAAAAUACUUCACCAAGAAGGCUGAAAACAAGAUCAAGAAGGCCGGUGGUGCCUGCUUGUUGGUCGCCUAAAUUAAGAAAACCCUUUACCUCUUAAGUUGUGAAACACAUUCGACCAUCUGAACUGUAUUUGUUUUUUAAAUAAAGCCGUCUUAACAAGGAAUUUUAAA
Molecule: messenger RNA, 567 nt
Organism: Stomoxys calcitrans (stable fly)
Lineage: Eukaryota; Metazoa; Arthropoda; Insecta; Diptera; Muscidae
Gene: RpL27A
Product: large ribosomal subunit protein uL15
Exons: 4
Coding region: 20-469 (149 amino acids)
Biological process (GO): translation
Cellular component (GO): cytosolic large ribosomal subunit
Molecular function (GO): structural constituent of ribosome
Source: RefSeq, a predicted model, not a curated record